AUGCUUGCCAUGGCCUCAACAGAACAUGGUGCUGAUCUUCAAACAGCAUUGGGAAUUUCCUCAAUGAAAAUUACUCUUUCUCCGAGAGGAGGAGAUAAAGGAGAGGAUGAAGAAGAGGAGUUUGCAGAGCCAAUCAUCAUGAAAGAAGAGAUUCUUGAUGAUCCAAACAAUGAUAUUUCUUUUAUAGGGAGCGAGAUGCAAGCAUCUCUUGAACCAUUUGGAUUUCAGUUUCGAAGAAGAAUGAUUGGAGGGCAACAUGUUCCAGCAAAAUCAAUCGAGUUAAAAGGAGUUGAUAACCGCAAAUUGAGCAACGGAGUUGACAAGCUAAACAACAUUAAAAAAAACCACCAAAGAUUGAAAGCAUUUUCUCCUGUUCGGACUCGAAUAUCCGACUUCAAUGGAGUUGCACCUGCUCCCACAAAGACAGUGGUUCAUGUCCCGUUAGAAGAGUUUUCAUCAAGAAAGGUAGAAACGAAUGCAACAAUUACUUCACAAGUUCAGAAAAAAGUCACAAAGCAGAGCGACCUUGUCGAUGAUUCCCAAUUAAAUAUUGAAAUAACAAAAGAAAGAACUUUUGAUGAAAGUCCCAUACCAGAUCACACCAACGAAAUUAUUGUUAACGUAAUUAGACAAGAACCAUCUGAUUUUUCCGACAACUGCCAGUCUGAUGGAUUAGAUGUCAUCAAAACUAAGGUCAUUGUUCCUGAUGAGUUAUUAGACAUCACGCUUGAAACGAAACGAAUGAUGGAGGAAGAUGUUUCUAACAUGAAAAAUAAUGUAAAGAAGGUCUCACUGUCAACCCAACUGGACUAUUUUAAACGAAAGAGCAGAGAAGUAGUAUCUGAGCCUUACAAAAAUCAUUUUUUUGCUCUUGACAGGAGGAAGCAAUCACAAGCUGUUCCCAAAAAAAGUAUUUCAUCUGGAGAAGAAGUUGAGUUAGAGAAAAAAGAUGACUCCUUUAUUUCUUUGAAACUUCCUCAGAUAGACAAAAGGAAGAAGAAAAGGAAAACGAUUAAAGAUCUGUCCCCAGAAAAAUACCUGGAGAGCGCAACAAACGAUUCAUAUAUAAAUCGGAAUGGAUCAAUAGAAAUAAUGGAUUUGCAAGAAAUGGAUUUUUAUGACGGAUCUGAAGAGUUAGGAAUUGUGGAUGACGUCAUUAAAAUUGCAAGUGCAAGAGGAGUUCCACAAAUACCUAGGUCAAAAAUUCCAAAGAAAUACCAUAUCAUCGAAAGGUCACCAAUUGUCACAAAAGAAGAACUUGAAAAGCAAGCUGUAUAUAACGGAGACAGAAGAGUUUGGGAAACUACUGUAUUUCCUUCAAAUAAGCCAGCAUCAAGAAUGGAAGUAGUUCAGCUAGCUCGAACGUUUGAGUUAAUGCUAGAAGAAAUGAAUGAAAAUUCAAAAGAAAUGCUUGUGGAGGAAGAAAUGAAAGUAUUGGAUACAAUAUCUUCUGAAAUAUCAAGACAAAUUAGCGUGCAAUGUGCCGAAAGAGGCAUUCUCCUUGAUAGAGUCAUUCAUAGAUUUAAACAGUUAGUUAAAAAAUCAGUGCAAGCAACAGAGGAAGUUUCUCAAAAGAUUGAAGGAAUCGCCUCUUCCAAUGAACACAAAACUUCAGCAUUAAUAGAAUUCUAUACAGACUCGAUAAAGUCAAAAGAAGAAAUUGUAAAGAAAAAGGAGGAUGAGAACGCAGAUCUGAUAAAACAGGUAGCCAAGCUGAAGGAGCAGUUACGUCAGACUCGAAAGGGAAUUAAGGCGAUUACCUCCAAUUUCUUUGCUGAAAAAUUAAUGCAAGAGAUGGUGACAAAGAGUUUGCAAGUUACUCCAAGAGAUUCCACUCCAAGAAACACUGACAAAUUAUUUACGGAAGAGGAUUUGAAACAAAAACUCGAGGAAAUGAUGUCAAAGGAGGCGGAUUUAUCUAUUACAACCGUAGAUAGAGGAGUGAACACGUCAUUAAUGGAGGGAGUCAGCUUGGAGAGUGUAAGAGCAAUUGAAAGAUAUAAUUCACUUUUUGCAACAGACUACACGGUUGAGGUAGUUGAAGAAUCAACCCAAUUAAUGGAAGCCUCUGUUGUGACAGAAGAGACGCAGACUGAAAAGAAAGAAGAGCAACCUGUAGAAGAAAAGAAAGUAGAACAACCUGUUGACAUUAUUUACAAAGACAAGGAUGGAAAUAUUAUUUCUAAACAAAGAUAUGAAUAUCUUCAGAAACUCAGCUAUGGAUUUGUUAAGGACGUGUCUGUUCAGUUUAUUACUGUUUCUAAACCACCAAUGAAGCCCUCGAACUCAAUUGCAACACAAACUGAAAAUAGGACUAAAGAUGAAAUAGAUAGGACUAGUCCAAACUCCCCUUUAGAAAACACCAAUUCUAGGAGUGACAUAAUUUCAAAAAGAACUGAAGAAUAUAACAGUAGAGGAACAGAUUCGCAAAAUGGGGUGAGAAGCUCAAACUCAAAACGUGCUCUUACCAGUGAAGAUUUUAAACAUCGAAUGAAACUGGUGAAGCCAGAAGAUAUAUUCCUCUUGUUCAAAGAAAUUUUAGAAUCCAGCAAGAAAACAAGAAAGCAAAGUUUGAGAUGGCUAAAUCGAGUAAUUUUAGAAGUGUUUAACGAGUUAGCAGUGAGUGACUUCCUAUACAAUACGAACGGAAUUAUCAUGACUAGGAAAUUUGUCUAUGACUACUUUUUGUUGAAGUUUGGAUUACCAUCAAUAGCAUUGACACAUUUAUCGGAAUUUCUCAUUAACAUCAAACUAAAAUUUAAGGAAAGUAUUCGAGUUCAAAUGUUCUGCCAAUUUUGUCCCAUCACAGAAUGGAUUGGUCAAACCUCAUACCCCGAAUAUACCAUUCAAACCCUUCAAUUCUACCUUAAAAUCAUUGGUAUUACCAAAUCUGUAUUAAAUAAGCGAGCAUUGCAUGAACUUGAAGAUGGUUCAUUAUUUGUAUCUCUUGCGUUUGUAAAUAACUUGAUGGAGAGACUUCAGCUUCCAUUACUUCUCGAAGAAUUACAAGAGUUUAUUCUCAACAUCAAGGAACAAUCCUCUGAUAAUUUCAUUUACUAUGAUUACUUGUUGAAAUUGCUCAUCGAGUUGUACUAUAACAAGAUUGUUUUAAAAAAACGAAGAGUCACCCAACAGGAAAACAGGAAUGUAAUGGCCAAACCAUCUGGUCAACAAAUCUCAAUUACCAUCACCUCAUUCAAGAAAAUGCUCAAAACCUUUUUCAAGAAUCUUUAUGUUGUUAGGGAUAAGAUGAAUGGCCCUCAUGAAUUUGUAAGCAAAAGUGACAAGGUUUCAAAAUCAUAUCUAUUGGAAGUCUAUCAUGUAACAACAUCAGUUUUUUAUGAACUCAUCGACAGCCAAGUCUCAGAUUCAGAGAAACAAAAGCAUCUCAAGCAAUUGCAUUCUUUACUUUUUUCAUCGAUGGAAAGGCAAAAUCUUGAGGAUGGAAUGAACUCCUAUCGAGCAUUUGUGAUUGAGGUUCUCUCCUCAGUGGUCGAUGAGACUCACAAAAUAUUUGCCAUCAUGAUCCAAAAGCUUGUUCCACUCGUGACAAGAAACGUAUGA
This is a messenger RNA of Naegleria lovaniensis, 3564 nucleotides long. RefSeq lists its product as uncharacterized. The coding region runs from base 1 to 3564 and encodes 1187 amino acids. Lineage: Eukaryota; Heterolobosea; Eutetramitea; Acrasida; Naegleriidae. The transcript is spliced from 4 exons. The record is from RefSeq and is a predicted model, not a curated record.